ACAAGUCCCGCCCCGCAGGCGGCACCGGAAGUGGCAGGCCGGGAUCAGCCUUUAAGAUGGCGUCUCCUCAGGGGGGCCAGAUUGCGAUCGCGAUGAGGCUUCGGAACCAGCUCCAGUCAGUGUACAAGAUGGACCCGCUACGGAACGAGGAGGAGGUUCGAGUAAAGAUCAAAGACUUGAAUGAACACAUCGUCUGCUGCUUGUGCGCAGGAUACUUCGUGGAUGCCACUACCAUCACUGAGUGUCUUCAUACGUUCUGCAAGAGUUGUAUUGUGAAGUACCUCCAAACCAGCAAGUACUGCCCCAUGUGCAACAUCAAGAUCCAUGAGACACAGCCACUGCUCAACCUCAAACUGGACCGGGUCAUGCAGGACAUCGUGUACAAGCUAGUGCCAGGCUUGCAAGACAGUGAAGAGAAACGGAUCCGAGAAUUCUACCAGUCCCGAGGCUUGGACAGGAUCACUCAGCCCAGUGGGGAAGAGCCAGCCCUGAGCAACCUCGGCCUCCCCUUCAGCAGUUUCGACCACUCAAAAGCCCACUACUAUCGCUAUGAUGAGCAGCUAAGCCUAUGCCUGGAGCGGCUGAGUUCUGGCAAAGACAAGAAUAAAAGCGUCCUGCAGAACAAAUAUGUGCGAUGUUCUGUUAGAGCUGAGGUUCGCCAUCUCCGGAAAGUCCUCUGUCACCGCUUGAUGCUAAGUCCCCAGCAUGUGCAGCUCCUUUUUGACAAUGAAGUUCUCCCUGAUCACAUGACCAUGAAGCAGAUAUGGCUCUCCCGCUGGUUCGGCAAGCCAUCUCCUUUGCUUUUACAAUACAGUGUGAAAGAGAAGAGGAGGUAGGGGCCAAGCCCCUACCCCAUCCCUCUCCCCUUCCCUCCCCAGAUAUUUAUGUGAAAUUAACCUCGGCUUUAUUUUUUGAAAUAAAAACUUGUAAAAAGCA
Sus scrofa (pig) is the source of this 936-nucleotide messenger RNA. It is a transcript of the gene PCGF1, whose product is annotated as polycomb group ring finger 1. The record is from RefSeq and is a predicted model, not a curated record. Gene Ontology annotation, biological process: negative regulation of transcription by RNA polymerase II. Gene Ontology annotation, cellular component: PRC1 complex. Lineage: Eukaryota; Metazoa; Chordata; Mammalia; Artiodactyla; Suidae. Gene Ontology annotation, molecular function: promoter-specific chromatin binding.